UUCACUCCGGAUGUUGACGUGUUCGACACCGCAGAAUCAUUUGUGGUGGACGUAUCGCUCCCAGGAGCGAAGAAAGAGGAUAUCGGCGUGAGCUGGAACCCGGAGAAGUCUGAGCUCAGCAUCGCUGGUGUCCUUCAUAGGCAUGGUGACGAGGAGUUCUUGCUGGCACUUUCCAUGAGUGAACGCAAAGUGGGAGCGUUUGAACGCACCGUGCGACUUGGAAGCAGGGCCAACCCAGCCAGCAUCGAUUCGGAUGCCAUAACUGCAAGGAUGGAGGACGGCGUCCUGAGGAUUGAUGUACCCAAGUUGGAUUCGGGCUACGUUGAAAUCAAGAAGGUUGAUGUCGCAUGA
This is a messenger RNA of Dissoconium aciculare CBS 342.82, 351 nucleotides long. Its product is annotated as HSP20-like chaperone. Gene Ontology annotation, biological process: response to hydrogen peroxide; protein folding; response to heat. The transcript has a single exon. The annotation marks the transcript as partial. The record is from RefSeq and is a predicted model, not a curated record. NCBI's taxonomy places the organism in Eukaryota, Fungi, Ascomycota, Dothideomycetes, Mycosphaerellales, Dissoconiaceae.